Molecule: messenger RNA, 1758 nt
Organism: Procambarus clarkii (red swamp crayfish)
Lineage: Eukaryota; Metazoa; Arthropoda; Malacostraca; Decapoda; Cambaridae
Source: RefSeq, a predicted model, not a curated record
AUGCCCCUGGUGACGGUUGUUGAUGGGUUCCCUCUCUGGUUUUGCAGUAACAAGUGCCUUAAUGAGAAGCGACGCAGAGAGCAGGAGAACACGUACAUCGAGGAGCUGGCAGAGUUAAUCCAAGCCAGCAUCGCCUCUGACAUGAGCUCACUCUCUGUCAAGCCGGAUAAGUGCGCCAUCCUGCAGCAGACGGUCAACCAGCUGCUCCCGCGACACGACAGUAGCUGCUCCCGCGACACCGACAGUAGCUGCUCCCGCGACACCGACAGUAGCUGCUCCCGCAACACCGACAGUAAAGCCAGCAGCAACACCGACAGUAAAGCCAGCAGCAACACCGACAGUAAAGCCAGCAGCAACACCGAGAGUAAAGCCAGCAGCAACACCGACAGUAAAGCCAACAGCAACACCGAGAGUAAAGCCAGCAGCAACACCGAGAGUAAAGCCAGCAGCAACACCGAGAGUAAAGCCAGCAGCAACACCGAGAGUAAAGCCAGCAGCAACACCGACAGUAAAGCCAGCAGCAACACCGAGAGUAAAGCCAACAGCAACACCGAGAGUAAAGCCAGCAGCAACACCGAGAGUAAAGCCAGCAGCAACACCGACAGUAAAGCCAGCAGCAACACCGACAGUAAAGCCAGCAGCAACACCGACAGUAAAGCCAGCAGCAACACCGAGAGUAAAGCCAGCAGCAACACCGACAGUAAAGCCAACAGCAACACCGAGAGUAAAGCCAGCAGCAACACCGACAGUAAAGCCAGCAGCAACACCGAGAGUAAAGCCAGCAGCAACACCGACAGUAAAGCCAGCAGCAACACCGAGAGUAAAGCCAGCAGCAACACCGACAGUAAAGCCAGCAGCAACACCGAGAGUAAAGCCAACAGCAACACCGACAGUAAAGCCAGCAGCAACACCGAGAGUAAAGCCAGCAGCAACACCGACAGUAAAGCCAGCAGCAACACCGACAGUAAAGCCAGCAGCAACACCGACAGUAAAGUCAGCAGCAACACCGACAGUAAAGUCAGCAGCAACACCGACAGUAAAGCCAGCAGCAACACCGACAGUAAAGCCAACAGCAACACCGACAGUAAAGCCAACAGCAACACCGACAGUAAAGCCAGCAGCAACACCGACAGUAAAGCCAGCAGCAACACCGACAGUAAAGCCAGCAGCAACACCGAGAGUAAAGCCAGCAGCAACACCGAGAGUAAAGCCAGCAGCAACACCGAGAGUAAAGCCAGCAGCAACACCGAGAGUAAAGCCAGCAGCAACAUUAAUACUAAAGACAUAAAGAGCGCAACAAGUAGCAUCAAGAGCCACAAGAAGAGAGGAGACGGCAACAGUGGGCAUAAUAUCAACUAUAGCAACAGCCGCACCUGUAAUAACAUAUUACAACAUGCUGGCGUGAAAGAGAUGUUAGGAAGUGUAUCAAGCAGUAGCACCAACAGUAGCGACAGUAGCACCAACAGUAGCGACAGUAGCACCAACAGUAACGACAGUAGCACCAACAGUAGCGCCAGUGGCACCAACAGUAGCGCCAGUGGCACCGACAGUAGCGCCAGUGACACUAACAGUAGCGGCAGUGGCACUAACAGUAGCGGCAGUGGCACUAACAGUAGCGGCAGUGGCACUAACAGUAGCGGCAGUGGCACUAACAGUAGCGCCAAUGGCACCACCAACAAUCACGAUGGAAUCAACGAGACAGAAACAAUGAGGAGGGGCAACAAUCAUCUGGACAAUAGACACCCGGGACUAUUGUGA